Messenger RNA from Ricinus communis (castor bean), 1634 nucleotides. RefSeq names its product mRNA cap guanine-N7 methyltransferase 2. Gene Ontology annotation, cellular component: nucleus. Bases 51 to 1310 code for a protein of 419 amino acids. The record is from RefSeq and is a predicted model, not a curated record. Gene Ontology annotation, biological process: 7-methylguanosine mRNA capping. Lineage: Eukaryota; Viridiplantae; Streptophyta; Magnoliopsida; Malpighiales; Euphorbiaceae. The transcript has 11 exons. Gene Ontology annotation, molecular function: mRNA 5'-cap (guanine-N7-)-methyltransferase activity.
AGGCAAAGAAAUGAAUUAACAAAAUCAGAAACUUUGAAAGUGAGUUAAGAAUGUCGAUAAGCAACAACUCGUUUCCCAUUCCAAGGACUGAGUCGACUCACCAUCGUCUCUACGAGUUUGCAAAAUCAGCCCUUAUCAAGAUAUUUGUCCACCCUUAUGUCACUGUAUGUGAUUUGUAUUGUGGUGGAGUAGUGGACGCUGAGAAAUGGGAUAUUGCUCAAAUUGGUCAUUACGUUGGAAUUGAUGUAUCAUCGUCUGGAGUAAGUGAGCUUAGAGAAGCAUGGGAGAGUCAAAGGAAAAAUUACACUGCCGAAUUCUUUGAGGCUGAUCCUUGCUCUGAAAUUUUCGAAAAGCAGCUGCAGGAGAAGGCCAACCAAGCUGAUCUUGUCUGCUGCUUGCAGAAUUUGCAGUUGUGUUUUGAAACUGAGGAAAGCGCAAGGAAACUUCUACAUAAUGUGUCAUCUUUGCUUAAACCAGGGGGUUAUUUUUUCGGUAUUACUCCUGACUCAUCUACAAUAUGGGCAAAGUACCAGAAGAAUGUUGAAGCAUACCACAACAGAAGCAGCAGCAUGAAGCCAAAUAUAGUUCCCAAUUGCAUCCGGUCAGAGAGCUACAUGAUCACCUUUGAAGUUGAGGAGGAGAAGUUUCCUCUAUUUGGAAAGAAAUACCAGUUAAAGUUUGCUCAUGACAUCUCUGCUGAAACCCAUUGUUUGGUUCAUUUUCCAAGCUUGAUCAGGUUGGCUCGAGAAGCUGGUCUGGAGUACGUGGAGAUUCAGAAUUUGACAGAGUUCUAUGACGAUAACAGAAUGCAUUUCGCAGGCAUGCUAAUGAAUGCUGGUCCAAACCUAGUGGAUCCUAGAGGAAGACUUCUUCCCCGGUCCUUUGAUGUGUUAGGUCUAUAUACUACUUUUAUAUUUCAGAAGCCGGACCCAGAUUUUGCCCCACCUCUUACAACCCCAUUAUUGCAGGAUGAUGCUUACAAUCAUGAUGAGAGAGAAUGGCAACCAAUUGGAUGGAGAGACAAGGAAAAUACUUCAGAGCCGCCACCUCCUGGACUGGGCAAGAUAAGUGAACAGAAGGGGAUACCGCCACCUCCUGGACUGGUGAAGAUAAGUGAACAGAAAGGGAUACCGCCGCCAUUGGGACUGGGCAAGAUAAGCGAACAGAAGGGGAUACCGCCACCUCUGGGAUUGGGGAAGAUGAGCGAACAGAAGGGGAUACCGCCACCUCUGGGAUUGGGGAAGAUAAGUGAACAGAAGGGAAUAUUAGGUCCUGGUCCAGCGGAUUUGCGAUUCUCAGAGGCACUUUGACCUAAUUUGAUGUUUGGGAUCAAGCAAAGAGGAGUUGUACAAUAGGAGAGAGAGCACUAUAGAAGAGGUUUAUGGUAGCAGAUGUUUGGAUCAAUAUUAGGCAUGUAGUUUAGGUAGUUUUUGGUGAUCAUAUGUCAUCAGCUCAGUAGAGAAAUGUUACAUAUUGCACACAUCACAAAACUAGAGAGGCUUCAAGCUUAAUGCAGCUUAAUGUUUUGGUUUCUUAGUAGUAGUAGUAGUACUAGGCGAAGCUGGCCCUGCCUGCACAAUUGAAACUUUCAAAAUCCAAUUUUUAAGUGUAAUUCUAUGUGGUGGCUUAAAUUA